Trypanosoma conorhini is the source of this 2394-nucleotide messenger RNA. Its product is annotated as EF-hand domain-containing family member C2. Gene Ontology annotation, molecular function: calcium ion binding. The record is from RefSeq and is a predicted model, not a curated record. The transcript has a single exon. Lineage: Eukaryota; Euglenozoa; Kinetoplastea; Trypanosomatida; Trypanosomatidae. Bases 1 to 2394 code for a protein of 797 amino acids.
AUGACCUCCCCGAGGCCGCUGGCUCUCGGGCAUGAAGUGCCCACGGAGUACAUUCGCACCCUCGACCCGAAGCUGCUGCCGCCGCGCGUGGGUCACAAUUGGCUUGACCAGGCAUUCCGCAAGGUGCAGGACAAGCCGCAGCAGUUGGAGGCCGAGUUCCGUGGGAAGCGGGCAUUUUUGCCAAAGGGGGUCUACGACCACACCCCUCCAGAGGGGCUGGGGCUGACGGCGCAGCAGCUUAUGCAUGCCCUAUCGACAAGGAGAGCAGGCGGCAUUGAGGCUGAUCGGCGUGCGCAGUACACGACGCUCGCCGACAAGGUGCUUCGCUUCUACGCCUUUUUCACGGAGAAAGCCCCGGAGGGGUGCACAGAAGAGUAUUGGCACCGCCGCGUCGUCAUAGAUUUCUUUCCAGAGGAUGACACAGUCUUGAUACAAGAGCCAUGCAUUCCAAACAGUGGACUGCGUGGGGGAACCUUUCUUAAGCGCCAGCCAGUGCGUGCCGACCCACGACAGCGGGAGGAAUUUCCUGACGAAGAGUUUCUCUCUCUUAACCACUUCAACGUAGGUCGACCUGUGCGCAUUAAUGCCGUAGAAUUUUUCUUGUAUGACUGUGACCCGUUCACACGCGAGUUCCUCACUGCCCUUGGCGUGAACGUUGCCUCCCCUGUAACGUGUCCAGAUUCCUCCUUUAUGAGUGACUGGAAACGACACCAGGAACGGAUGCUGUCUGGUAAGUUUGGUAUUCUUUCACAGGACUUCCACGGGGAGGAGGCGGUGCGGGCGGCACGCUUUGUGCAGGACAGUGGGAAAGUGUUGCGCUUCUACGCCCUCCUGGACGAACGCAACAAGGUGGCGGGGGGCAUCGUCAGGAAGCUUGAGGUGUUGUACUUUGUGGAGGACGACUCCAUCGCGGUGGUGGAGCGGCCCACGUCCAACGAGGCCACCCCGUCCCUCUUUCUCUCGCGCGGGUGGGUGCCGAGGGAGGGAUCCAUCGCGAGGGCCAACGAGCUGACGUUUGCCCACCGCGUCAACGGCAUGCGGGAGCCGUACGUUGGGCCCGAGGGGCACUACACGGCAACGGACCUCGGUGUUGGCGUCACCAUCAACGUGCUUGGUCGCCGUGUGUUUUUGUACGACUGCGACGAUUUCACACGCGCGUACUAUUUGGAGACAUAUGGCGUCAAACUCUCCGACGCGGUGGAUUGCCGUAGCCAGUACGGACUCUCUCCGGACUCGAAGGUCACUGCAUUUCGGCUCACUGCCACGCCGGCCUCCGUAGCUCCUACUGGAAAAGACGAGGCUGCCUUGGAGAAGCGGACGGCGCGCAAAACUAAGGAUGUGCUGCGCUUUCUCUUGCGUCUUGCGCCGCCGUGUCCCGCCGUUGAGCGUCAGCGGCGUUUCACGCUCACGUAUUACACAGAGACCGAGGAGUCUAUGGUGCGUGAGACCCCUGUGCGAAACUCCGGCUUCCUGGGUGGUUGCUUCUGCAGUCGAAAGCGCCUACCAAAGCCGGACGGUGCCGCUGGGGCGUACUACACCGUCCCUGACUUCCCUGUUGGCGCCGUCAUCGUGGUGAACGGACACAAGUUCGAGGUAGUGAACAUGGACGAGCACACUGUGAACUACUUGGCGGGGAAGAACGAGCCAGUGAUGAAUGAGGAGCAGCUACAGCUGCUCAUCUCCGCCUUCCGACUGUACCUGAGUACACGCUUCCACACCUGCAGGGACGCCUUUCUGGGGUUUGACCGCGACAAGGACGGGGUGGUGAGUGUGACGGAGUUUGUCAAUCACCUGCAGGAGCUGCAGAUCACGGAGCGCCGCGUGGACGGGCAGGCGCUCUUUGACCAUCUCGCCCCGUUUCCAGAGACGGGCUACCUGACGAUGGAUGACCUUCUGCGGUGGAUGUCUGAGACGGCGGCGGACAAUGGCCAGCAGAAGCACGAGCCCAUUGACGUCGAUCAGCGCGCGGUUGUAAGGAAGGCGCUACGUCAGCUCUGCGAGAGGCUCGAGGCGCGGUGCCUCAACAGCCUGCAGAUGUUUCGCCUUGCCUCGACGAUGCCGCGGGCAUACACGCAGCGCCGGGCGGACAUCUACACCCUGACAAACCCGAAUCGCGACACCUCGGUAACGCCGGUGCAGCUGCGCCGUUGCAUUGAGGAAGUUCUGGGCGGCAACCCUGCGCCGCGGGAAAUGGAUGCACUGCUCGCGUUCUUCUUCCCAGGGUUACCGCCGGCGGAGUACCGCAACACCCGCGACGUGAGCCUCGAGCAUGCCUUGGACCUCAAGGCGUUCCAGAAGAAGUACCACGAGAUGAGUAAGUUGCUCAUGCUGCCAGAGAUGCAGCAGCAGCAACAGCAACUAAAACAACGACAGUCGCCGCCACCGGUGGGAUGA